Acanthaster planci (crown-of-thorns starfish) is the source of this 5907-nucleotide messenger RNA. RefSeq lists its product as uncharacterized. The record is from RefSeq and is a predicted model, not a curated record. Gene Ontology annotation, molecular function: protein binding. NCBI's taxonomy places the organism in Eukaryota, Metazoa, Echinodermata, Asteroidea, Valvatida, Acanthasteridae.
AUUCCUGUCCGCCUCUUACUUUGCCCCGUGCACUGUAAACCUAUUGUCAUAAGGAUAAGGCCUCAUUUCCAUCUGAAUAGUCCCAGCUUUCGAUGGGAAGCCAUAUUGUGGGUCCUGCCCAUGUCUGACGUACAUAUUUUAACAGACUGGAUUAUCAGCUAUGCAGAUCGGCAGAAAUUCUGGUUUCUGGGUUUGCAAGUGUUUUACAGGAUUACCAGAUAAGGAAAUAAGUGCAAGGAUGACUGUAUCACCGGGGAGGAUAGCACACUAUUAGUUGAAACUUCUAGAUAAAGACCUGGUCAAGACCGCGGCGAAUGAGCAUAUCUGAACGACCGUGACAACAGGCAAGCCACCAUGGGCUCUAAAGUAGAAGACAUCAGGUGGUCCCGACGUUCAUACACGCUGCGUGACGCUCUCAAACGAUGUACUUUCCCCCAAAUAAUGAAAGUGUCUGUCGGAUUCAUCUCGCCUGAUGAAAAUGAAACACUAUCAAAAGAUCAGAUACUUCGCAUUCACCAAAUUCAUACCCAAACACGAGUUCUGGCCAGCAUUAAGAAAAGUAAAUGGCUGAGUAUCCCACUGCGAUAUGCCGACGCCAGAUUUGAAGCUCUCUCCAGCAAAAAACGUUCUAAACCUAUGUACAUGCGUGACGUCAUUGAUCGAGCUCUUCUGCCUCAAGAGGUCACCUUUUUCCUUGGCGAUGAGUUGCAGUUUGACUUGCACACUGCAAAGGGCAGCGUGUCCGAGAAACUAAGCCCACUCGUGUUGAAGAAUAUGUACGAAGUUUCCUACCUCCAAGGCAAUGCUAUCUACCACAAUCAUCUUGACACACAAGUUGUCAACAUUCCGCUGUAUUUGCCAGUUGAAGUCAACCUGGCGGAAGGCUUCACGAAACACUCAGUUGAGCAGUGGGGGCGGUAUCAGUCAUUAUUGGAGAAGCUUGUUGCUAAGCAUGUGACCUUUGAACUCUUUCCUGGAAAUCAAAAUAUCACUUUCUUCUCGGACAAGCGAUUAGAGAAGGCAGAAAGCCAAGAAGACUAUGAGAAAAUAUUCCCAACUGGCACACUCUACGUCAGUUCAGCUAAAGAAAGACUUCGUAGCAAGACACCGACAGGUCAAGUGACAAGUGGUGCCCGUACUGUUGGCCACACUCCUGUAGUAACCUCUGCAGGAGGGGCUCGUGUCAAAGCUCCCUCUUCUGGAGGAACGAUAGCACAGCCAACUGCCAAAAAUGGAGAGGCUGGGAAAACCAAGCACAUGACCAAGGCAUCAUCAGCUACAAAUAUGAUGUCUAUGGGUACUGUACCUCAUGAUAAGAGCAUACACCAGGCCAGGGGACGACCCCAUGAAUCCCCGAGUCGCGGUAGUCGACCUGUUCCUCCAAGCAGUGCAACCAUGCCAAGCAGGUCAAUUUUACAGAAAAGAAGCCAGAGUCAAGAUGCUCAUGCCAGCAGCAUCCCUUUACAACCUCCUCCAAUUCCCACAUCGGCUCGACCUACUCGAGACAGUCCUGUACCAGACACACGACGUGACAAGAAUCACACAGGCAACUCAAACAUCAAUGGAUUUGCAACACGAGCAAGGGCUCAGAAGCCACAACCCAUAAUAACUACACCAGUACAAGGGUAUCGUCGCAACCGGUCACCCUCAGUUGAUGCUACACAAACUUCACGUGGAGCAUAUCGGGCCAGGUCCCCAUCAGUGGGGGCACGUCCUGAGCAAGUCUUGGUGUCACCAACAGGUCGCGUCCGGAAAGGUCCGGUUAUACCGCAAUCACCAGGAAUUAUAAAUGCAUUCGAGCAUCGAACUGCCAGCUCCACAAGCUCAGCAGACUCUGAUUAUGAGCAUCUGAAAACUUUACCUGUUCACAUACCGGCACCAGACUAUGAUGCAAAUGAAAGCGCUUUUAUAUUCCCAGAAAGUGCCAAGGCUAAAGAGGCUGGUUACGGACCACCUCCCACCCCACCACCUGUUUCUUCAAUCCCAAACAGGCAGACUAGCAUUCCUGCUCAAGCACCUCCACCAGUACCAGCUACUGUCGCAUCUUCCCUCUCCUCCCCUGCCUCCUCUGCAGCAUCAACUCCAACAUCUGUGGUACCUCCACCACCACCUGCAGUUGCUCCUCCUCCACCACCACCUGCAGUUGCUCCUCAACCUCCACCAGCCCCUGUGCCACCCACUGGAUUACCAGCCCCGCCCCCUCCACCUCCUCCUCCUCCUGGGCUGGACUGGAAGCCACCAUCUCAGCAAACACCUCAGCCAACAUCUACACUAACAUCUAUCUCCAAACCCCCAAUGACUCGGAAGAUUAGUAAUGAUCAGGGCAUGUCGAUGAUGGAUGAGUUAAAGAAAGCUCAACAACGAAGGCUGUCUAAGGCAAUGGAGCUUGAUACUGACAUGGUUGAUGGUGGGAAAGUUAAUGGCACUGACAAUCACAGCAGUCCCAGAAGCAAUGCUUUCGGUAAACCUCAGGCUGAAUCAGCGCCAAAUGAGCUUCAAAAGAUUUUGGCCAAAAAAAAGGCUGGUCUGAAUUCCUCACCAGGGAAUCCGCUUCCAGUAGCACCGAGACCAAAGCCUGCUGGAUUCCGAAGUAACAAUGCUGCUGUCUCUACCAACAACACUUUCACCAGAGUCGAGGAUAUCCCCGGCAAACUCAAUGGACUAACACUGGCACAAGUCAGUCAAUGCCUUAGACUCCUCAAUCUGGAGAAGUACAUUGACACAUUCAAGAAAAAUCACGUGGAUGGAGACUUGAUGAUGACAUUGAACAAGGAUAUGCUUCGCACUGACUUUGGACUGUCAAACUUUGAUGUUGAGAAAGUUAUGAAGUUCAUCCAAGGAUGGCGACCCAAAUAGAUGAUGCAUCAGUCUGAAGUAGCUCACCUGUUGUGUUGACUGUGUGGAUGGCUAAAGCAGAGUUUCAAGCCCAACAGGUCUGCCUUAGCAUGUUCUGGGUGGCUACAUCGAAAGGGUUGCAUACAUAAUCAAGUCUAUCACAAAUAAAGUCACAACACUUGUUACAAGCAAGAGGGAAUACGUGGCAGAGGAAUGAAUCUGUUAUAGUUUCUUUAAGAAGCUUGUGAUUUAAAUCGACGUUGGAUGACUUAUGAUGGCUUUGAUUACUGUCUGAUGGUGACACCUGCCAUUCAACUGUUAUGGAUCCAACUUGGUAAUUUUGACCGUGAAUAUCGUCUCUUUCAAAACGUCGGUAAUUUUACUUUAUACAUCAAUCAUAAAAACAACUCAUUCAUUCUGAAAUGGUUUACCUUUCUCUAAAAUUAUCUUAUUCCUCCAACUUUCGUUUUGUGAAAAUAAUAAGAGCAUGCCAAACCAGGUGAUGUAAAGAGUACCACCUCAGAUCACAGAACAAGAUACCAGUGUGCUCCGAGUAUGAACUGAAGAUUGAACUUAACGAAACAACCACCACCCUUGUAGUAACACAAUUCACGUUUGAUCAUUCGAGCACAUCUUCUGUGGGUAUACAGUUGAACAUCGGUAACCAAACCACUUUAAUACAACACCCUGUCGAAAACCAAGAUAAACUGAAGGUUCCCCAGGCCUUAGUCUCUGUACUCUUUUUCUCAUUUUUAUGCAACACUGAUAACACAGUCUCUAUCAAAACAAGGUAAUUUGUAAACUCAAGUGACCUUGUUAUAAGGGUGUUUGACUAUUAAGUAUUCAACAAGUGUAACAGGUCUUACAGUUGGUGUACUCUGGUGUUUUGAGUGUUCCGAAAUUGUCAGCUAGUCCGGUGUGAAGGGGUGCUUACCCCUUUACCUAAAAGGAGGUCAGAAUAACUGAAGGUAGCUGGUGCAAAUGGCUGCUUACAGACAAAACUCAGUGUAUGUACAGCUCAAUGACAGCCGUCUGCACGAGAGUGUUUUAGUGGAAACCUACAGUCUACCUACAUUAUGCAGAUCGGGGAUAUGGCAAGAGUGUUACAGUAUUUGCCAAACCUGCCUCAAUUAACUUGGGACACCUUAUAUCUAGCCAGGGCUUUGAUUGGUGAUGACUCAUCAAUUUGUUAUACAUGUAUACCAUUGCUUGGAGGAUUACAUGUAUUUCUUUUUAUCUUCAACUUAAAUGCACACCCAAGAAUUAUUAUGUCAAGGUAAUAGUUUAAUGAGGAGCUACCUUAUUUUACAAGUGUUGACUGAACACUGAACAGUUCAUUCACUUCGCACUCUAAGGAAGUCAACCUUUAACAACGAUAUAACCAUUCCGGUGAUCUUUGUAAUUUAAAUAAAUUUUUAUACAUUAUUCUUGUAAUUUUAUUCCCUUUUCCAUAUUAAAUAAUUUUAUAUGAAAGUAACUAUAAUACUUGUAUAUCAUACUGAGGAAAGAACCUUGAUGAAAAUUUAAGUUUAUCGUACACUGAGUCCAUUCCUAAUUGCUACAAAAAAUAUUAGCUGAAAGUGCAUAAAUCAAAAUGAAAAACAAGUACACACGCACGUUAUUGGCUGACAGAUAAUGAAUAAUAAUUUUAUGAAAGUUGGUUUACUUGUGGAUUUUCAUAACAAUGAAACAACAAAAUUGAAUGAACAAGUUUCAGAAAUCCUAGUAAAGAAAAACAUAUUCCACUGAAGUUUGGUAAAGGACUCACCUUGAUUGGUUAGCCGAUAAAUGUACCAUAGGCAAACAAUACACUCAUUAAUUGGUAAGCAUUCCUCAGAUGAUGCUUUCAAGAAGUACACUGAAACCACUGAUUACACUUAAUACUUUUCUGUAAAAUACAACUACACAUUCAUAAAUGUUUGUUUGCAGUCAUUUUAUUUUUUUAUUUUGCUAUUGUAUAAUUAGCAGGAAUUAAGAGUGCUAUCAAUAAGAGUUGUCUAAAUCCUUGAUUCAUUAGCCAAUUUGGGAAAUGUAUUGUAAACUAAACUAAAAGUUGAGCACACUUGAAAGUGCACUCAUCAAAAGUAAUACUGUUGUAUUUUAGGCAAAGCUAUUUUAUUGUAUUAUCUUGUAUAAAUCAAUACAAAAUAAGGAGCGUUAAUUUUUAUAAUGUGAAAAUAAUAGUUUCCUUGAAAAAUCUAAAUCAAGAAAAUUGUAUAUUGAAAGGCUUCCUUUAAUUCAAAUACAUGUACUGGUCGAGUUAGCCUUAUUUUUUGCGGGUAAGUGCUUGCCCAAAAUCCUUAUACUAAAACAUUUGAGGGCAGGCUGCCAAGUUUGAGUGGGCCAAAGAUCAGACAGAUGCAUCUGUGGCUGAAAACCGUGAUACCAAAUGACUGCUAUACUGAACAUUUUGUGUGGAACCCUUCAUGUUUGUUACAGCUUGUUCCACUAUACAUAUAUCACAUUUGAAAGAAACCAAAAUCAGCCAAAAUAAACCUCAAUAGAAUUCUGAGCAGGUGUAUCUUCAAAAGAGAUCUUAAAUCUACCUACAACUGACACAUGUUCCUUUUAACAUUAAUUGGCUUUGGGUCUGCAAAUCUCUUCCAAUAUUAGCAUGGGAAUAAAUUGAUUUCCAAACGUUUUGUGGAUUAAACCCAAUCUUGGAUGAUUCUCAGAUGGUUCAGAAAUGUUCUGAAAAAGCGUAGCAGGGAACAGAGAAAAGUCAUCAAAUCUUUUUAUGUGGACAAAUGUGGGACAUAGUGUAUGAGGUAGUACUGCAGUUCAAGUUGACUGACAGUUUUCUUUGUACCUGUGUUUUUUUAACUUUAGAUACAUGAAACCUGGAUUAUUUCAGCUAGAAAAUUUCAGACAGUAUAUAUGUAUGUUUUUCAAAUGCUUCUGCAGCAAGUCCUAUCUUUCGUGCGUAGUUAAGUAAAAAGAAUAUAAAAGUGUAAAAAAAACCUGUCCAGAUAAAUGGAACAUUUCUACACAGUGUAAAGGCAGAAAUUGUAAAGUCGGUGAAAAUUCCAAAGAGGCAUUAAAAUUAAAAAAUGUACUAGUUUAUUUUGCUAA